This is a messenger RNA of Nematostella vectensis (starlet sea anemone), 2035 nucleotides long. RefSeq names its product probable malonyl-CoA-acyl carrier protein transacylase, mitochondrial. Lineage: Eukaryota; Metazoa; Cnidaria; Anthozoa; Actiniaria; Edwardsiidae. The transcript has 5 exons. The record is from RefSeq and is a predicted model, not a curated record. Bases 122 to 1153 code for a protein of 343 amino acids. Gene Ontology annotation, molecular function: transferase activity.
GAAUGUAAAGGAAACCUGGGUCGAAGGUCAAACAUGGCGGCCGUGAUGAAAAAAAAAAACGAUAACGAAACUGGAGAAAUAAACAAUCAAAUGCAAAUAUGGGUUAUAAACAAGGCUUCUAAUGUUGUCUUUUAAGCUGAGGAUUGUUGUCAAACGACUUUUUCAGCAAACUUCUAAACAGUUCAGGCAUGACCAUUCGACGGCGUUCCUGUUCCCUGGGCAAGGUGCCCACUUUGUCGGCAUGUGUCGGAGAUUUGCAAACGACAGAGAUAUCCAGAACUUCUUCAAGAGGGUCAACGAGCUGAUAGGGUAUGAUUUGUUGAAGAUUUGCGUGGAAGGACCGGCGGAAAGGCUUAAUCGCACCGAGAACAGCCAGCUGGCCGUACUAGUCGCCUCCCUAGCAGCAUUGAAAUGGCACGAGAAACACUCUUCGAUGUACCUGAAUGAACAAGGUGACCCUGCCCUGUUUUCUGCUGCUGGUUUCAGUGUUGGAGAGUAUAGCGCAUUGGUGUUUGCUCAGGCACUUACGCUUAGUGAUGCUUUAAAGGUUGUCAGUGUGAGAGCUAAGGCUAUGCAAAAGGCAUCCGGGAAUAAUCCAAGUGGAAUGGUAACAGUGAAAGGACUCAAUGACAUCCAGUUGGAUGAGCUCUGUGGUGCGGCAAAAGAAUGGGCAAGCUCGCAACACCCACAGCAACAAGAAACGGAAGCCGUCAUUGCCAACUACUUGUACCCAAAGUGUAGGGUCAUUGCCUGCAGUUUGAAAGCAAUGGACUACAUUAUUCAGUUUGGAAACUCAAAGCAUGGAGCAACUGAGGUGUCCAGGCUACCUGUGAAUGGUGCCUUCCACUCACCCCUAAUGGCAAUAGCACAGCCUGCAUUAGAAGAAGCCCUAGAUAAUGUAGAGAUACGGCCUCCUGCCUUUCCUGUUUACUCUAAUGUCACAGGGAGGCCAUAUGGCUCUGUGGAGGAAGUUAGGAGACUUUUAGUUCAGCAGUUGGUCCAGCCAGUAUUGUGGCACCAAUUGGUUACAUCCCUAAUAAGAGACAAGAAUCCUGUCACUGUAUACGAGGCUGGGCCAGGAAGACAGCUUAACACUAUCCUCUGCCGCAUCGACAGGAGGCUCAAGUGCAGCUGCCAUAACAUUGAGGCAUGAACUUCAAUCAAAGUAAAUGAACAAUAUUCUGCACCACAAGAUUUGUGACAUUAGUGCAUGGACAUGGAAAGAUUCAAGAACAUUGUUUUUGUUUGAAGAAAAAAAAAUCAAAUAUUAAAAAAAUAUAGUGGUCAUGUUUAAAUGUUCCAUUGCUUAGCCAGAUUAAAAAUCAUACCAUCAUUUUUACCCUUGCAACAAUUCUAAUUGUUCCGAUCAGAUGUCUUAAAAAAACAGAUUGAUCAUAACCAUAUACAUUUUAGGUGGCAGUAGUUUUUUGCCUUUAUUUUUCUUUAGGAACAUUUUUAUUUUGCUGUAAAAGCUGUGAUCCAAUUUACCCAUUGUAAUGUAUCUACCCCUGUCCACCCAAAAAGUGCAAUGGUCUAUCUGCAAGCAUCUCAAAGCAAAUAAAGGUUUGAGGAGAGCUGGGAAUAGCUAAGGAUACCUUUUGGUAGAGCCUGCAAAUACUACUUUGAUGGAAGUUUGAUCAAGCGAAAACAGAAAUGCUCGCUGGGCAGGUUAAAGAAUCGUUUAUUGUUUACUCAAUACGGGUGCUUUCAGAAGUGAGGUUUCUGAAAGAAUGCAGGGAUAGGCUUAGACCAAUAUCUUAAUGGAAACCCCAGGUUUCUCAGGGUAAGAUAGAAAAACCCCUAGGGAAAUCUGGUACCAUUUUCCCCUCAACAAAUACGCAACAGAUGAGGAUCUGAUAUUAGAAGGGAAGUAAAUGUUGACAAUACUCAAUAUCAAGAACAUCAUAUCAGAAACAUAGACUAUGUAAAAAAUAUAAAAGAAUUCUUUAAUUCAUUAACAUGAUCACGAACAAUUUGUAUAAUAUCUGCCAUAUUGUGGCAUUGAAUUAAAAAAUAUAUAUAUUAAUCAAGCCAA